ACAGAGGUCCCGUAUGACGAUCGGUGUUCCACUGUGUCCGGAGGACACAGCGGGCACCGGAUCGCGGUGCUGCACGCUCCCAGGGAGCGCGCACAAGCGGUGGCAGUGCAGGGUCGGACACAGUGGAACACUGAUCGUCGUACCGAUCGUCGUACGGGACCUCUAUGUGAGGUCCCGAUCAUGUGAUCACUGUUUGGCCAAUCAGUGAUCACAUGUAGAGUAGUAAGCAAGAUGUCACUUCUGACAACAUUGCUUACUACGUGUGAAAUAUGUGAAUGGUCACAGAGAUCACAUGGUACAGGGCCAUUCACAACAGCCUUGUACCAUGUGACAAGCUGUGACCAAUCACAGCUCUCACAGUA
Staurois parvus is the source of this 362-nucleotide messenger RNA. The record is from the annotation of a GenBank genome assembly. Lineage: Eukaryota; Metazoa; Chordata; Amphibia; Anura; Ranidae.